Archocentrus centrarchus (flier cichlid) is the source of this 5625-nucleotide messenger RNA. RefSeq names its product XK related 5b (gene xkr5b). The transcript has 13 exons. NCBI's taxonomy places the organism in Eukaryota, Metazoa, Chordata, Actinopteri, Cichliformes, Cichlidae. Bases 100 to 2364 code for a protein of 754 amino acids. The record is from RefSeq and is a predicted model, not a curated record. Gene Ontology annotation, cellular component: membrane.
AGACCGACUCCCGACCCAGACCAGAACAUCACUGACCGACCUGAAGACUAGCUAGCUGUUUAUCCCGGAAAACCGGACAGCUCAGGGUUCAAUUCCACCAUGAGAGACUACUCGGCCACUCCGAGCAAUGGAGGGGCUUGCAUGUCGUGCUGCCAAGUUUGCGUCUUCUUCUUUACCGCAUUUCUCCUGGUUGCAGAGAGGACGGCGCUGAUCUACUGCUUUGUGUACUAUCUGUGGAUCGGUCACAACUACUGCUAUGGCUAUCUUGCCGGCUUCACCGCACUGUUCCUGCUGCCAGGUUGGGGUCCCCAGUGGCUCAGUUAUCUGUGGUACCUGUCAGAUGGACAAAUACGCAGGAAGUCUCUUACCUGGACACACAUACUGCACCUGGGUCUUUUCAAAAGGCUGUGGGAGUGCAUGCAUCUGCCAGAUGAGGAUGUGUACGGUGAGAUCAUGCAGCAGGCUGAUGCAUCUGCCUUACGUCUGUUUGAAGCCUUGGUUGUCACCCUCCCCGAGACACUGCUCCACGCUUACGUGCUCAUCUGUACUGAUAUAGGAGUCAAAUCUCCAGCCUCAGUGUGUUUUGCAGUGUGUUUGCUUUCUCUUGGAUGGGCCUUAGUGCUCUAUGCCAGAGCUUGUUCACUCAUCAGACCAGGACACUUACAAAUGACACCAGCUGCCAUUCUCUGUCGACUACUGUGGAGGGUCAGUAUGUUGGGAUCCAGGUUUGCCAUUCUCAUGCUCUUUGCACGUAUCUUCAAACAGUGGGUACUGGGGGUCAUCGGUGUGCAUUGGCUGGGUGCAACUUUCUGGAUGGUGUCCCAGCAGACAGACAUCAUAAGAUCAACAAGCCGAUGGAGACUCUUCAAUCUUGUUCUGGGAGCUAUUCACAUCUUCCUCUUCCUCAAUGUGAAGUACGGUCAAUCCAGAUACCGCAUGGCUGGGUUCUAUCUGGUCAUGUUCCUAGAGAAUGCUUUUCUUCUUCUGGCCUCCUCCUGGUUGUUCGCCAUGGUGUCCUGGGACACUGUGGGCAUCCCGGCUGCCGUGUUAUGCAGCUUCCUCAUUGGAGUGAUAGCUUUGGUGCUGUACUAUCGUUUCCUCCAUCCAAAGUCUUUUGAGAUCUUCCAGAGUAUUCGUCACAGGGGGAUAACCGGGGCCUGCAUGGAGCGUGGAUCUACACUCUCAUUAGAGGAGAAAGUCACGCCCACUUUCCAUCGGCAUGCAACACUGUCUGGAGGUGGGACACUCAUGGACCUUCCUAUUCAAUGGGAGGGCUGGAAGCAUCACCACUGGCUGCUGAUUCGCUUAGCUCUGAAGACGGGGGAUGUUUCAAGGAUCUGGUCUGCGUAUGGUGAGGGGGGACUGGCUGGACUGAUGGGUCUGUCUGAAGAAGUUCACUCUCCUGAUGAACCUUGUGUCCAUCGGAUUCCACCAGUUCAACCACAGGUGUCUCAGAGCUCACAACCAGCUCUUCAACCAUCUCCUCAACCUGCUCCUCAACCUCCUGCUCCUCCACUGGCUCCUCCACAGACUUCACAGGUGAGAGAGGUGGUCCAGCCACCAAAACCAGCUCACUCCACUAUAGUGGCCCGACCGGUGAGAAAAGCUCCUCCAACAACAAUCCAAGAUAUGAGAAGGUUUCCAGAGAUCAUCCCAGUCCAGGAAGUCAUUCUUGAAGAAACUGCAGAAGAAGACUCCAGCGCUGCACAUUCAGGGGAAAAAGGUGAUGAGGAGUUUCAGAGUGCUGCUUAUGGCUCGCCAUCACUUUCGUCACCUCAACAACCAGGAAGCCUCCGCCACAUCGACAGCAAUCAGGCGUCUCUGACUGAGGCCUCAUCAUCGGUGGGUUCUCUAGACAUCAAGACACCCGGCUGGUCACCCGAGAGACGUUCCCCUCUCCUGAUUGGUUCCCCAGAGAAAAAACCAGGGCUUCCUGGAGAAUCAACCACUACCCUGUAUUUCAGUGCAGAUGCGCAGUCUCCCUCCAGUGGGAGCUAUCUCGGCUGGGGCUCAGAGUUGUCACCCAUCUCCAGUUAUCGAAGUCCCUAUCGGAUCAGGGAGGCCCGUUUUGUCACAUCCACGCCCCGAUUGGAGCCCCGAGCUGAAAGUCCAGGCCCGUCCCCCGUCGUUGUCAUUCCUGCCACUCCUGGUACAACACCAGGUGCUACCCCAGGUGGGACCCCUAGUGCUUCAACUCCCGCAGGAUCAACUCCUGUAGCUUCAUCUCCUGUCGCUUCAACUCCUGCCACUUCAACUCCUGGCGCAACUACACCUGGUACGCCCAUUGUUCCUCUCACUCCAGUCAUUUCCCAUGCUCGCAAACAGAUGGUCCAGUUUGUGGACAGCAGAGAGAGGGCAGUGUAAUGAGGAUGGAGGUACCCAGGUAAAGAAAACCCUGGGUGGGGGGAUGGUGUAUUUUCCAGUUUUGCUGUUCUCAGCAUUAGAAUCUUUUAAGUUAAUUUAAACCCUGUCAGAAGUAUAGUAUUGCUAAUAUUUUUGCCCUUGUGUGCAGCUGGAGAGAAAUUUAAGCACAGAAAAUGUAUCACACUUACCAACAUCUAAGGGGACAACCCUUCGAUUUUAAUAGCAGAACCCCUGGAUUUUUAUUUAUGUAUCCUCCUAUGCAGGCCAUCACACAAAAUUGCAGAAACAUUUUAAACUAAUAUAUGUGAGGGGAUUAGCUGAAAUUUCCCUAUUUGCAUAUUACAGAUUACAGAAAAGUAUCCACAGUAAGAUUAGAUCAGGAUUGCUCCUCAAAAUAAAACAAUUUCAUGGGUGCUAAUGAAUGUGGAGCAUCACUUCCAUUCAUUUAGAUAAAUCUUCAAACCAAACUUUUAACUAUUAGAGCAUAACCAUGAUAACAGAAAACCUACACCUAAGUGUCAGCUGAUGUUAACUGAGAUAAAAUGUAAAAGAAAUCAAAUGAAGUGUUAUGAUGAGGAAGUAACUAUGGCUUGAACAAAUGCAUCAGUUAAAGCAAUGUUACCGAGCUACAGGAUGGAUCCUUUUAACCAAAAAAAAAAGCCCAAAAUGACCAGUUUACAAUAACCCAACAUGCUGUCUGCCAUGCUGCUGUGCAGAAUUUCUUAUAAUGUCACACAGCAAUGCAAAAGUUUUUAAUGAUAAUUAACUUAGCUUCAGGCCAACAUUCACAUUUCUUGACAUUAUCACACUCUGUUUCUUUGCUUUCUUUCUUUUUCCUUUUGUUUUGCUAAAUGCUAUUGAUAUUGAACAUCUUGUUCAUUUUCUCAGAAAACUGCUAAUUAUUCAGUCAGUCACUAAGUUAUAUUUACAGUAAAAUACAUAUUGGUGUUUACAUACAUCACAUACACACUGUGGCCAGAAAUUAACAAUUGCAAAAUAAUACAGUCAGUAUACACUCCCCUCCCAAAGCAUUGGAACAGUGAGGCCAGUCCCUUUAUUUUUGCUGCAGACUGAAAACAUUUGGGUUUGACAUUAAAAAAAAAAAAUCAAUCUGAGACAAAAGAUCAACAUCUCAGCUUUUGCUUUCCAGGUAUCUGGAUCUGAUACACAGUUUAGAUGAUCGCUCUUUUUAACUAAGUUAUACCCAUACAUUUCUUUGGCAUCGUAGCUCCAAUACUUUUGGAAGGGAGUGUAUUUUAUACUUACUGAAAUGAAAGUGUGUAUACACAUGUACAUAACAGUACACACACACAUAUAAAUGCAUGUAUAUAUCUGUGUGUAUACCUUCCUUUGUUUAUUUACUUUGACUGCAAUAAUUUCAAACAGAAGGUACAGCUUAACUUUAUUUUUAGGCAACUAACUGCUUGUAGCAUUAUAUUUUUGCAAAGUGUACUACAGUUAUAAGAUGGAAAUUCAUCAGAGGGAGCAGAAUUGAAUAAAAAUAUUAAAGGAGUGAAGUAACUAUUAUUAAAAGAUGUUUCUUUUAUUAAAUGCAUUUAAUUUUUCUUACAUUUUUUAUAACCUGUUUUUGUGUUUUAGUAAUCAAAUAUUUGAUAUCAAAAUGUAUAUUUUAUGUGCUGAUUAUGACAGCAGUUUUUGGGCUCUGACUAAUGCAUAUUCUUUCAGGCUGAUGAAAGAUGGGAAGUGUAUGACUGAUGAUAAGGUAUGUGUGAGUACGACACAAGAUAAGGAACUGCAGUAGCAUCAUUUACCCGUUCUGUGCACGGUCAACAAUAUAUUUUCUGGGUCAGGGUUAAACAUGCAUGGUGUACUUCCUAACAUUCAGAUUAAUACAAGUUCUUAAGUUUUACAUUUUAAAUCUUAAAUCUUGCUUCACUGCCUACUUACUAACUGGUAUAAUAUUAUAUGUGCUGUGUACCGUGGAAUAUGUUCGAAAUGCACAUCACAUUACGCUUUUCUGAAACAAAUUAAAUUAGUUCACAAACCUUGUUAGCUCAGACCACUGUGUUCUGAAAUUACACUGCGUUGCAGCACUAAAAAUAGUUUUUAAUCUGGUCCUAUAGCUCUUGAGUCACUCCUUAGUCUGUCCAUUGGUUAAACCACCUACCUCAAUAAAAGUGAACUUCUGUGUUGCAGUAUCAUUUUAAAACCUUUAAUAAUGAAGCUAACAGAAGAAGAAAAAUUAGCCGUGGCACAGUCAAAAGAAAUGAGAAAUUAUGCGCUGCUAUUAGUCUGAAGUGGUCGGUACCUGUAUUUACGUCAUAAUAUGAAAACUAUAUGCAAAGCUGAAAUGUAAUCGCAGAACGUGAUAUUUGACAAUGUAAGUCUUCCGUGUGAGUUUAUCUAUUUUUCAGUUUUUACUGUGCUGCGUUACUUUAUUUCUUUGUUUCUAAACAAAAUAACUGAAUGGUAGAAACCAUAAGGUCUGUAUCUGUAAUGAGCAGGUAAAGAAAAGGUUUUGCUGCUUGUGUUUGAAGGAGCAGAAACACAGGCAGCACUUUAAGAUACUGUGAAACUGAGUUUAUGGAACAAAGCCAAGACUUUGGGACUCGCUUUUGGUAGAAACUGCUUUUUUCAAACUGAUGUCCAGCUUUCUGAUAGAUAAGUCACUGCAUGUUACUCAUUCAUACAGGCAGACAGAGAGUUGUAUCUACUCCCAUAGAGAAAGAAAGCACUUACAUUACUUAUUUACUUUAACUGCACAUUACAGUUUUUAACACAUGCUAGAAUGUAUGUGUACGCAACAGCAAUAAGCUAGCUAAUGAAUUUAGUGCACUUAUGAAAAGAAAUAUCCACAAUCAUGCUUUAAAUGCAUCAGCGCUUUGCCUUGUAGAAAGACAGAUUUAGCGGCCAUGCUUGCCUCAUCUGUGUAUAUUGCUUUAAAAUAGAAUAACAUGCCUUGCUUUGUGUACCUGAUGUAUAUGAUAAUAUCUACUUGUGUUUCUAAUUUGAUUCAUUUUGUACUUUUAAAAAGUUCUUUUAUAUUUGAUCACGUUUACUGUUCAUGAAAUGUCUGGACAAGGUCUUGUGUUAAAGUUUGAAGAUGUUUAGAGAGCAGAUUGUUAUCACUGACAGACUUGAAUUCGUUUGCUGAGUCAUUGUAACCUCGUCACCUUGUCACCAGAUGACCUCCUUUCAUCAGUACGCAUCACCUGCAAGGAUUUCCACAGAGCAGCUGUGGAUAGUAGUGACUUAUUAAGUGUGCUAUUGAUGUGACAAAAAUAAAGUCAUUUGCCAUGA